AUGGGAGAUAUAGUCACAUCCAUAAGCAAUUUGGAGUCUCGUGGUAAACUCCCUUCUCAAACAGAAAAGAACCCAAAUGUCAAUGUGGUGACCUUGAGAAGUGGCAAACAAACCGGGGAAAGUAGUUCAAAGAAGAAGCCAAGGGAUGAAGAGGAAGAAAUAAAAGUCAUUCCCAUUGAAGAAUCUAUAGUUAAGAAUGAUGCACAAGCCGGACUCCCAAAGAAGAUAACCCCUCUAGUGACUCCAAUAGCCACUCAACCGCCAUUCCUUUCCCGACUUACAACUUCGAAGAAGAAAAUGGAGGAGAAAGAGAUUUUGGACACCUUCCGAAAGGUGGAAGUAAACAUUCCUUUACUUGAUGCAAUCAAACAAAUUCCAAGAUAUGCAAAAUUCUUGAAGGAGCUUUGCACCAACAAGAGAAAGUUGAAAGGAAAUGAGAAAAUCUCAAUGAACGAAAAUGCAUCCAUGGUUUUACAAAGGAAGCUUCCACCCAAGUGCAAAGAUCCGAGAAUGUUUACGGUUCCUUGCAAGAUAGGAGAUGUCACUUUUAGUAGUGUCACGCUUGACCUUGGUGCUUCUAUUAAUGUCAUGCCCUAUUUGGUGUAUGAAUCAUUGAAUGUUGGACCUUUAAGAGAAACUAGUGUCAUAAUCUCUAUUGCGGAUAAAUCAAGUGUCUUUCCUAGAGGUGUUUUGGAAGACGUCUUAGUGCAAGUAAACCAAUUGGUCUUCCUGGAGGAUUUCUAUGUGAUUGAUCUAGAUGAACAAGUGUCCUCAAAGUCAAGUAUAAUUUUACUUGGGAGACCAUUUUUGAAGACGGCUAGAACAAAGAUUGAUGUGUAUGUGGGAAGCUUAACAAUGGAGUUUCAUGAUUUGUUCGAGUUUUCUAAUGGUGACAUGUUAGAUAUGGUUUUGAGCAAAGGGUUCGAUUGUGGAAAAUUAGCCAAGAAGUUGAAGCUCUACUCACUAGACCCCGAAGUUGAAAGAUUGGUUAACCAUUUGGAGACCAAGAAGAAAUUUAGUGUGAAGAAAAUUGAAUUACCUCAAACUCACACAAGAUUGCCACCCUCCCUUGUUCAACCGCGGGAAUUAGAAUUAAAGGUCCUUCCUGAACAUUUGAAGUAUGCGUACUUAGGAAACAACGAGACUCUUCCGGUUAUCAUUUCAAGUCACUUAACCAAAUCUAAAGAAGAGCAACUCCUUAAGGUGUUGAAGGAGCAUAAAGAAGCCAUGGGAUGGACGAUUGCGGAUAUCAAUUCGUUGAUCCCCUCCACUUGUAGGCACAAGAUCUUAAUAGAGGAUGAAUGCAAGCCAAGUAGAGACGCGCAAAGAAGGUUGAAUCCGCCAAUGAUGGAAGUGGUCAAGAAAGAGAUUUUCAAGCUCUUAGAUGCAGGAAUGAUCUAUCCAAUCUCAGAUAGAAAAUGGGUGAUCCCGGUUCAAGUCGUGCCGAAGAAGAUGGGGAUCACGGUGGUCGAGAACAACAAAGGUUUCUACCGGAGAUUCAUCAAAGAUUUUUCGAAGAUAACAAGACCAAUGUGCCAACUCUUGCAAAAGGAUGUUCAUUUCGAGUUCAAUGAGGCGUGCAAAGAAGCUUUCGAUAAUCUCAAAGAGUUGCUUACAUCUUCCCCCAUCAUGCAAGCACCAAAUUGGGAUCUCCCCUUUAAGAUCAUGUAUGAUGCAAGCAACUAUGCAAUAGACGUCGUUUUGGGUCAAAAGAAUGGACGAGCCUCCCAUGUGAUAUACUAUGCAUAG
Lactuca sativa (garden lettuce) is the source of this 1749-nucleotide messenger RNA. RefSeq lists its product as uncharacterized. Lineage: Eukaryota; Viridiplantae; Streptophyta; Magnoliopsida; Asterales; Asteraceae. The record is from RefSeq and is a predicted model, not a curated record.